Messenger RNA from Ricinus communis (castor bean), 1291 nucleotides. Its product is annotated as abscisic acid receptor PYL9. Lineage: Eukaryota; Viridiplantae; Streptophyta; Magnoliopsida; Malpighiales; Euphorbiaceae. Gene Ontology annotation, biological process: abscisic acid-activated signaling pathway. Gene Ontology annotation, cellular component: nucleus; cytoplasm. Gene Ontology annotation, molecular function: protein phosphatase inhibitor activity; abscisic acid binding; signaling receptor activity. Bases 327 to 887 code for a protein of 186 amino acids. The record is from RefSeq and is a predicted model, not a curated record. The transcript has 3 exons.
AGAUAAAAGAAAAAAAUAAGAACUGUCGGUGGAUACAUUGAUUUUUGAUAGUCUGCCAAGUCAAGCUGAAGGGUAAAGCCAAAGCCAAAGCCAAAGCCAAAGCUAAAGAAAAGGCCUAUUUGCAAAUUGCACCGAAUAAUCAAUCCUCUGUCACCAACGCCAACACCAACACCAACACCACCACCACCACCACCACCAAAAAAACAAGCUUAUCUCCAAAACUACACAAAGCUUAGAGCAUCGUAUUUUCUCAUCCAGGCAAAACACACAGGUUCAAAGAAAGUAGCAGAACGGUGAGUUUUUUUUUGUAGUGAAAAAAUUAGAAGAUGAACUGUGGUGAUGUUUACAGCGUUGUUGAAUCACAGUACAUACGGAGACACCAUAGGCAUCAGCCUAUGGAAAAUCAGUGCACUUCUGCUCUUGUUAAGCAUAUCAAAGCUCCUGUUCAUCUUGUAUGGUCACUUGUGAGGCGAUUUGAUCAGCCACAAAAAUACAAGCCAUUCGUGAGUAGGUGUGUAGUGAGUGGUGAAUUAGGGAUUGGAAGUGUUAGAGAAGUUAAUGUUAAAUCUGGACUCCCUGCUACUACUAGCACCGAGAUGCUAGAACUCCUUGACGAUGAAGAGCACAUUCUUGGAAUCAAGAUUGUUGGUGGUGAUCAUAGACUCAAGAACUACUCGUCAAUUAUGACUGUCCACCCUGAGGUUAUUGAUGGAAGGCCAGGAACUUUAGUCAUAGAGUCAUUUGUGGUGGAUGUGCCUGAUGGGAACACCAAGGAUGAGACAUGUUACUUUGUGAAGGCCCUCAUCAAGUGCAAUCUCAAAUCUUUGGCUGAUGUCUCAGAGAGGAUGGCUGUGCAGGACUGUGUUGAACCGAUCAACCGCUUCUGAAGUUGUGCGUCUUGGAUAUAAGAUGUGAGGUCUAUUAGAAUUGCUGUGCCAUUUGACGAAUCUAAUUCAAGAGGCUUUAUAGAUAUUGGUGGGAGUAGUGCUUCCUAUUCCAGAAGUUUUGCAUGCAAUGAUGGAUUUCCUUUUUCACGUCUUAGAGACCAUUUCUACCUGCUUUUCCCUUGGUUUGCUUUGUCCCGGAAUAUCCACGAUGGGGCUUCCCCUCUUUCAGUAAUUAGGUUCUUAGACAAGUUUCCUCAAGACUUCCUAUGAAGGGGAAAGAAUCGGCUCUUUUCUUCUGUUAUUUUUAUUUUUCACCGUCGCUUUUACUAGCAUUUGCAUGGUGGUUUGUAAAUGACUUUGGUCACAUCUGUAAAUAUACACGCAACAAACUUGGUAUCUUUGAA